ACGCUAAUAACGUUUCUCCCUCUUCUCUCUCCACCGAGAAGUUUACUGCGACGAAAAAUUCUUCACAUAAGUAUCUCUUGUUUGUUUCAAAUAACCUAAAACCAAGCCGCGAAAAUCGACUGAUUCUAAAAUCUAUCGAUGCCACCUCCACUAGUCAUGUGAUUCGGCGUUACAAAUAACCAUCGUUGUAUCCAGCUUUUUUUCCCGUCCGGAGCGAGAAACGGAGCUUCGUCUCCGAUUCUCAAUUGACGACAAUAAAAUUUUCCUUCGAAAUAGUAAAAUCUGAAUUGAAGCCGCGAAAAUCGAUUAAUUUUGCCAAUCUAUUUGAUGCCCGGUUUGAAUCAUUUAGAAUAAUGGAGAUUGAUUCGUCACCGUUAAGCAAGUGCUCGAAAGAGCACCAGAUGAUCUAUAAGGAAUGGUUCAGUUACGCUGAUUCAGAUGGCGACGGGCGCAUUACCGGGACCGACGCCCUCAAGUUCUUUGCCAUGUCGAAUUUGCCUCGAGAGGAUCUCAAGCAGGUAUGGGCUAUGGCAGAUUCCAAAAGACAAGGCUUUCUUGGCUUUAAAGAGUUCAUUUCUGCAAUGCAGCUAAUUUCUUUGGCGCAAGGUGGACAUGCGCUAACUAAAGAUACCUUGAGUAAUGAAGUGGACUUGGAAAAUUUAAAGCCCCCUGUUAUGGAACGUCUGGAUAAGCUACUAGCUAAGAAGAAUAAGCGUGCACAUAAGACAAAUGACCCUGAACAGAAUGGUAGUUCUCAACUGCAACUAUCUCCAUCAGCUCAUUGGUUUACUUCUUCGAAAUCGGCAAAGAAGGUUCCAUUGUCCUCUGUUACCUCAAUUAUCGAUGGCUUGAAGAAGUUAUAUGUACAGAAAUUAAAGCCAUUAGAGGUUACAUACCAUUACAACGAUUUUGUGUCCCCCUUAUUGACAAACAGUGAUUUUGAAGCCAAACCUAUGGUUAUGCUGUUGGGUCAAUACUCCACAGGGAAAACAACAUUCCUUAAACAUAUACUGAAAAAUAGUUAUCCAGGAGCUCACAUUGGACCUGAACCUACAACAGAUAGAUUUGUCGUUGUUAUGAAUGGUCCUGAUGAUAGAAGUAUACCAGGGAACACUAUUGCUGUUCAAGCAGAUAUGCCAUUUAGUGGUCUGACAACUUUUGGAACUGCAUUUCUUUCAAAGUUUGAGUGUUCUCAAAUGCCACAUCCGCUGUUGGAGCACAUAACAUUUGUCGAUACUCCUGGGGUUUUAUCGGGAGAAAAGCAACGGACACAGAGAAGCUAUGAAUUUACUGGUGUAACAUCUUGGUUUGCUUCAAAGUGUGAUCUCAUUCUGCUGCUGUUUGAUCCACAUAAACUUGAUAUCAGUGAUGAAUUCAAGCGUGUGAUUUCAUCUCUACGCGGUCACGAUGACAAGAUUCGUGUGGUUUUGAACAAGGCAGAUCAAGUUGAUACCCAACAACUGAUGAGGAUAUAUGGAGCACUGAUGUGGUCGCUUGGGAAAGUUCUAAAUACUCCUGAGGUUAUGCGUGUUUAUAUUGGAUCAUUCAAUGACAAACCUGUAAAUGAGGCUGUUGCCGGUCCACUUGGCAAAGAACUUUUUGAGAGAGAGCAGGAAGAUCUUCUUUCUGACUUGAAAGACAUACCAAAGAAGGCCUGUGAUCGUCGAAUCAAUGAAUUUGUGAAACGUGCCAGAGCUGCCAAGAUUCAUGCUUAUAUUAUUAGCCAUCUUAAGAAAGAGAUGCCUGCUAUGAUGGGCAAAACUAAAGCUCAACAGAGGCUAAUAGAUAAUUUGGAAGAUGAGUUUGCGAAGGUCCAAAGAGAACACCAUUUACCAGCCGGAGAUUUUCCAAAUGUUGAGCAAUUUAGGGAGGUUUUGAGUGGUUACAACAUCGACAAGUUUGAGAAGUUGAAAUCUCAAAAGAUACAAGCUGUUGAUGACUUGUUGGGAUAUGACAUUCCUAAACUCUUAAAGAGUUUCCAAAAUCCCUAUGGCUGAACUUUCAGGAGCUUGGGAGACAAUGUUUGCCGCAUAGCUCAUUCAUUCGUGUACCUUAUACUUCGUUGUCUCCUUUUCAACCCAUUUUUGCCGACUUUCUUGGGCGUACAAGUGUCUUUUGUUAGGUGAAUGCAAGAAAGGCAAAUUUAUGGUACAGAUGUAAGUAAAAAAUCAUUCCCAUUUGCAUAGAAGCUCUUAUUCUUUUGGAAUUUGUUGCAGAGAAAUUUGUACUUGAUGUAGCUUUAUUUGUUUGGUAAAACUUGUGUAAUGAGUUCUGCAUUUUCCAUCUUGACAAUCAUGGUCUAUUUUUCCCUCU
This is a messenger RNA of Rhododendron vialii, 2313 nucleotides long. RefSeq names its product EH domain-containing protein 1-like. Gene Ontology annotation, cellular component: plasma membrane; intracellular membrane-bounded organelle; cytoplasm. Gene Ontology annotation, biological process: endosomal transport; endocytosis. Gene Ontology annotation, molecular function: protein binding; calcium ion binding; GTP binding. Bases 354 to 1997 code for a protein of 547 amino acids. The record is from RefSeq and is a predicted model, not a curated record. The transcript is spliced from 16 exons. Lineage: Eukaryota; Viridiplantae; Streptophyta; Magnoliopsida; Ericales; Ericaceae.